CUUGUCCUUCUCACGCCACGGCCCCUUCACUUCUCUCCAUCUAUUGUUUACUUCCUUGAUCCUUCCAACCAUUCCACCCCUUCGCGCAGCAUAAUUUCGUCGCUGCAUCGUCUAGAGAUUUUGCUUUUGAUCAGUAUAUAAGGGAAAAUGUUGCCUCCUGCGUCUCGCGAUGAAAAUGUUUACAUGGCCAAGUUGGCCGAACAGGCUGAGCGGUACGAGGAAAUGGUUGAGUUUAUGGAAAAGGUUGCAAAGGCUGUUGAUACUGAGGAGCUAACUGUGGAGGAAAGGAACCUUCUCUCUGUGGCUUACAAGAAUGUUAUUGGUUCCAGGAGGGCUUCCUGGAGGAUCAUCUCUUCCAUUGAGCAGAAGGAAGAGAGCCGUGGGAAUGAAGAUCAUGUGAACAUGAUUAAGGAAUAUAGAGGAAAAAUUGAGGCUGAGCUUACCAAGAUCUGUGAUGGAAUUUUGGGGCUUCUUGAGUCCCAUUUGAUUCCUUCAGCCUCUGCUGCUGAGUCCCAGGUGUUUUACCUGAAGAUGAAAGGUGAUUACCAUAGGUACCUGGCUGAAUUUAAGACUGGUGCUGACAGAAAAGAAGCUGCAGAGAACACUUUGGUUGCUUAUAAGUCUGCUCAGGAUAUUGCUUUGGCUGAAUUGCCUCCCACUCACCCAAUUAGGCUUGGCCUUGCUCUUAACUUCUCCGUGUUCUACUAUGAAAUUCUUAGCGCACCUGACCGUGCUUGUAGCCUUGCAAAGCAGGCCUUUGAUGAGGCCAUCUCUGAGCUUGAUACACUGGGCGAGGAAACAUACAAGGACAGUACAUUGAUCAUGCAACUCCUCAGAGACAAUCUAACUCUGUGGACUUCUGAUAUUCCGGAGGACGCUGGGGAUGAGAUCAAGGAACCAUCAAAACUUGACACAGGGGAGGGGCAGCAGUAAUGAAUUCGUUAUGUUAGAGUAGGACUUUCUUUGGGAGAUUACUGCAAGACAUGAUGAUUUGGUGGUGGAUCUCAGGGCUAAAAUGAUUUACAUACAUAUGAAAAUGUUACUGCCGAAAGAAAAUGGUUUUGGGUUCAUAUCUCAUCAACGGUUGUAAUGCUACUUGUUUAAUUUGAUGAUGAGCUGAACUUGGAUUGGCUUGGUAUUGCAUUUA
Molecule: messenger RNA, 1147 nt
Organism: Coffea eugenioides
Lineage: Eukaryota; Viridiplantae; Streptophyta; Magnoliopsida; Gentianales; Rubiaceae
Product: 14-3-3-like protein GF14-C
Exons: 5
Coding region: 148-933 (261 amino acids)
Biological process (GO): signal transduction
Cellular component (GO): cytoplasm
Source: RefSeq, a predicted model, not a curated record